UUGAAUAAUAUUGUAUGAAAAUAGAAAAUCCCACAUAACCUAAAUUUCUAAUUUAUUGUUAUUAGGUAGUGAGCUUUAGUCAUUAUAGUGAUCUAUUUCAGUGAAUAAUUUAGUAAAUUUAGUGCUUGUAUUGCAGAUCGUUGAUCGCACAUAUGUUUUUUUAUUAGAAGGUCUUUAGUCAAAUAUUUGUAUGGUAAAAUUUAAAGUAGGCAAAGCGUAAUUGUGAUUCAUCAUCUGCUAUACAUUAUUCAGUAAUUGAAUCUUCUCUGAUAUAAAGAACAAAACUUAUGGAAUGGAAGUAAAGAUACAGAGGCUAGAGCAUAAUGUGGUUGAUGACUCUUCAUACAAGGGAGAAGAGUACGGAUGCCACAGUGGAUCCAGUCCAGUCCAGAUUCAGCCUGAAGGUCAAGACAACUCAGGAUCAAUUAUGGUAUCACAACAUCAAGCACCAGACGUGGACAACUGUGAUUGGCCAACUUAUGAACUGGAUCAAGGUGAAACUUCAGUCCAAAAUUUUUCAAAACAUCCAAUUGAAAUUAUAGUAAAACAAGAGGUACAUGAUGGAGAAGAAGAAAAAGUAGUAGUAGUUGGAGAAGAAGAAGAAGAAGAAGAAGAAGAAGAAGAAGAAGAAGAAGAAGAAGAACGACGACGACAACAACAACAACAACAACCGAUCAAGCAAGAGGUACUAGAUGGAGAAGAAGAAAAAGGAGAAGAAGAACAAAAACUGAUCAAGAAAGAGGUACUAGAUGGAGAAGAACAACAAUUUCGAGAGACAGAAGAAGUAAAAGUGGAAAAAGUUGAGGUUAAGCAAGAAAUUGAUUGUUGUUUGCAUAUUGAGAGCACAUAUUCUGUUCCAUCGGAUAGACUGAGCUUUGAGCCCUCUUCACCUGAACAUUUCAAAGUAGAAAAUGUAGAAGCUAUGGAGGAAGAUCGAUCAUUCAAACAUCAUUCAGAAAUGUUGAUGCAAGACUAUUCUUCUGAAAUAGCUCCUGGAAGUUCUGAAAGUGGAAGCAUAUAUUGUAUACAAAAGUUUGAGAAACAUGCAAGAGCAGGUUCCCCUGAAAGGUCACUUGAUGAGUCUCUUGAAAAUUUAUCGACACAAGAUUCUAUUGAAGAUUGCAAUGAUUUGAAUUCAUUAAAUGAAAAUGAUAAAACACAUUUUAGUGAAUCAGUAAUUUGUCAUUUGUGUAGCAAAACAUUCAGCAACAACAAAGAUCUAAAUCUUCAUUAUAUAAAAUUCCAUUGUAAAGUAAAUCAAGGAGCAAAACCGUUUUGCUGCAAAGUCUGUGACUUUAGUACUUCAAGGAGAUCAGCACUAAAUUUACAUAAUAGAAAUGCACACACUGGAGAAAUGCAUUACAUCUGUGAAUUUUGUGAGUAUGUGUCCAAUUCUUCUGCUAAUAUAAAUGCACAUACAAUAAGUCAUACAGGAGGAAGGCCCUACUACAGUUGUGAAUUUUGUGGCUUCAAGUCUUUUCAAGAAUCAGAUCUUACUAUGCAUUUAUAUUGCCAUUGUCACAUUGAAGAAAACCCUUAUAACUGUGAAAUUUGUGGAUAUUUAUGCAAAACUUAUCAUACUUUAUCAAGACAUACUCAAUCUCACACAGAAAAGCACUACUGCUGUGUAAAUUGUGACUACAAAACAAAUCAUAAAAGGAAUCUCACCAAACAUUCAAGGAUGCACACUGAAGAAAGACCCUACAGCUGUAAUUCUUGUGACUACAAGACAUCACAAAAAUCAAAUCUCAUGUCACAUCUAGAAAUACACACUGAAGAAAGACCCUACAGCUGUGAUUAUUGUGAUUACAAAACAACAAAGAAAUCAUAUCUCAUAAGACAUCUAAAAAGGCACACUAAAGAAAAAACCUACAGCUGUAAUUCUUGUAAUUACAAGACAUCACAAAAAUCAAAUCUCAUGUCACAUCUAGAAAUACACACUGAAGAAAGAUCCUACAGCUGUGAUUAUUGUGAUUACAAAACAACAAAGAAAUCAUACCUCAUAAGACAUCUAAAAAGGCACACUAAAGAAAAAACCUACAGCUGUAUUCUUGUAAUUACAAGACAUCACAAAAAUCAAAUCUCAUGUCACAUCUAAAAAUACACACUGAAGAAAGACCCUACAGCUGUGAUUAUUGUGAUUACAAAACAACAAAGAAAUCAUACCUCAUAAGACAUCUAAAAAGGCACACUAAAGAAAAAACUACAGCUGUAAUUCUUGUAAUUACAAGACAUCACAAAAAUCAAAUCUCAUGUCACAUCUAGAAAUACACACUGAAGAAAGACCCUACAGCUGUGAUUAUUGUGAUUACAAAACAACAAAGAAAUCAUAUCUCAUAAGACAUCUAAAAAGGCACACUAAAGAAAAAACCUACAGCUGUAAUUCUUGUAAUUACAAGACAUCACAAAAAUCAAAUCUCAUGUCACAUCUAAAAAUACACACUGAAGAAAGACCCUACAGCUGUGAUUAUUGUGAUUACAAAACAACAAAGAAAUCAUACCUCAUAAGACAUCUAAAAAGGCACACUAAAGAAAAAACCUACAGCUGUAAUUCUUGUAAUUACAAGACAUCACAAAAAUCAAAUCUCAUGUCACAUCUAGAAAUACACACUGAAGAAAGACCCUACAGCUGUGAUUAUUGUGAUUACAAAACAACAAAGAAAUCAUAUCUCAUGAAACAUCUAAGAAGGCACACUGAAGAAAAACCCUACUGCUGUAAUUCUUGUGACUACAAGACAACACAGAAAUCACAUCUCAAGUCACAUCUAGAUAUACACACUGGAGGAGGAAUCCACAGCUGUAAUUCUUGUGAAUACAAAACAAUACAGAAAUCAUAUUUCAUAACACAAAGAAUGCCCACUGGAGAAAAACCCUACAGCUGUGUGAUUCUUGUGACUAAAAAGGAGCAAACAAAUCAUUGCAAAACAUCAUAGAAGGAGACUGAGCCCUAUGGUUGUGAAUCGUUUUAGCAUUCCACACAGAAAGAUUUCAUAACUCCAACAAAAUUUAAGAGCAAAUACAGGAUGAAAUAAGCCUAAGGCAGGAUUUCAAAAUAUCUGAAUUCAACUUUCAACUAUUAUAAUCUCAGCCCAACCCAUUCUAUCUAAGCUUAAGACUUCAAUAAAACACGAAGUGCGAAUCCACAUUACAUUAGAAAGUACCUUGCAAACUCUUACGAGUUAUUCUAAAUGUAGGUAGCCAAAUUACUAACCAACUGUUCCAAUUAUAUUUUUCAAAUAGAGUUUUCAGCCAGUGGAAAUCGAAUUUUUAUAUGUUUGGAAUCUCAUUAGAGCAUUGAAGUAUUCUCAAAUUAAGUUACAUUCACAAAUUAUUUGACAAUACUUCCGCCUAAAACUAUUGAAACUCACAUUAAGAUAAUGUCAAUAUUUGGUUAAUUUUUUAUGCUUUUUGAACCAAAAUGGGACGACAAUUUACUAUAUUUUAUUGAUGUUUUUUCCCAAGACGAAACACUAUCUAAUAACUUUACUGAAGUUAUUCUAAACUGUUGUUUAGAUAAUGUGUAUCUUCGUAAAUAUUUAAUAACACUUACCGUACUCUUUGUGAUGAGAUGAGGUAUGCAUUUUCCUCCUGAGGAGGAGCUUUAUCAGCCUGAAACAAGGGACGCUUGCUUUCUAAGGGUUUCUCUAUAUUUUAUUAUACAUCAAUUUCCAAUAAUAAUAAUAAUUAAGAGGAGUUUAUUGACAAAACAUAUACAUAAUUUAUUGUUAUAUUAUAAAUACAAAAUUGCUAAUACUAAACUUAGUUCUAAUUAUGAUACCCCACUAUAAUAAUAUGUGUCGGGGUGAUCAUAAUGUUCUUUUCUAAAACAUGUAUAAAAAAUGUAAUUAGUAAUUUUAGUUAUAAAGGUUUGUUAGUUAUCAAAGGUAGGUAGAAUAAAAAGAAGAUAGUAGUUCAUCCUAUUUACAAUGAGCUCCUCGGUCUGGUAAAUGCCACUAUCAUAUAACCAAUUCCGUACUGCUCUUUUAAAUCUAUUUAUAUUUAUUUCGUCCUUUGCGAUCUGCGGGAUUUUAUUGAAAAUUCUAGGACCUAAAUAUUGUACCUCUGACCAAAAGCUGUGUUCAUUGUGGGAAUGAGAAGAAAAUUCAGAUUUCUAAUUCUGGUGUUGUGGCUAUGGAAAAUUAAAUCGGUAAAAUUUGUAUUCUUAAUAUAAAUUACUAAAACUAAUACAUAUAACUAUCUGACGCUGAGAACUCUACUUUCGGUGAACAAUUCACUUGUUGGAAAACGGUUGUUUCUGUUUGUCAUAACCUUAAGAAUAUGUUUCUGAGCUUUAAAAAUUGAAUCUAUUAAUUUGUAAUUUGCUGCACCCCAAACCAACAGCCCAUAUCUCAAAAGUGACUCUACAAGUGAGAAAUAUACUAUUCUAAUCAUAUCUUUACUAAUUAUAUGACAAAGCUGGUAGAACUUAUAAAUGAGCUUUCUUAUUUUCUUAGUUGUGUACGAUAUAAUAUGUUCAUCCCAUUUCAAUCGAUCAUCUACAAUAUUAUACCUAGUUAUUUAACAUUAUCAGAGUGCUUAAUGAGAGGACAAUCACAGUUUCGAUUCUCCCCUUUACAAUAAUGGAGCUUCAUUGAUGACUUUGACCGUUUGGUGCUAUCAGUUAUAGAAAAGGUUAAGAAAUUUGUUUUCCCUGCAUUUAGUGUUAAUAGGUUGUUCCCCAUCCAUGUGGUGACCCUGGAGAGUUCUGUUUCUGCUGUUUGAAAUACCUCAUCCCAGUUUCUACCCUGGAAAAGCAGGGCCGUGUCAUCUGCAAAUGCUAUUACCCUACCUCUGAUUCGAAUGGAGCACAACUCAUUUGCAAAUAUAAGAUAUAAAAUUGGGCCCAAAACUGUUCCUUGAGGAAUUCCAAAUUCCAUGGAUCCUUCUGCACUCAUGUGACUAACACAUGAUUUUAGCUGUUGUAAAAACUCAGUAAUACAGACUUGGGUCUUUGUAUUCUGGCGUCAAGCUCCUAUAGUUCAUAAGUUGUCCGCUCUGAUGGUAGUUAUUCAUUAGUGCUAGCUUGUAGUAUGCUCACUUUGCCUACUUCUAAUUUUGUAUUUUUUAGAUGUGAUUUUCUGAUGUAUUUAAUUCGUUUCAUUGUUCUAGUAAUUUAUAUUGCAGUUUUUGUCAUAUUCUGCAAUUAUUUGAGCCAUUUUGCAUUGGUUCUGUGUCAUUUUUAUUUCCAAUACUUUGAUCUCCCAUCGUUGGCUACAAUCAAUGCUUGCUUCCACUUGUUCUCUUCUUCAAGUCAAGUUGCCCUUUCGAGGCUUCCCCUUUUAUUUCUUCAAAUAUGUAGCAAUUUUAUCUUUUCACCUAAAAUUAAUGUUUUAAAGUGUUUUCUAAGCUCUCCUUGGCAUUCUGUGCAAAUAAGUUUCUUCGUGGGAUUUUUUCUCAUCAAAAUAUCUUCAUCAUUCCAAAAGCUAACCUAAUAGCUCUGCAUCACCUUGUGUUCAACUUCAAAAAUACAAAACUAAUUCUCCUUGAACUCGAUCAUCAAAAUUCAAAUGUUUUUCUGCCAUCAUAAACUCUUAUGAACACUCAAAAAUUGUAAUUGUGAGUAUUUAAUUGUAAGUUCAAUUUUUCUCCCUUGGCACUUUGUCUGAUUGGUAUGGUUACAAGUCACUACUUUUAGGCCACAAUAUUGCUUGUCAUUUGACUACCUCUCUGCAUCAGGACACCUUGAUCUGCCACUCUUGUCGUUUGACUAUUUCCAAGCUAGAUCUUACUGCCAACUUCAAAUUUCAUGAACUCCCCGUGUGCAAUCUCUGUGUGCAUCCAGUGAUCUGGUUUCUCAAGUGUGCUCAGAACUUUCUGUAUCAAAUUGUUUCAACUGUGUCAAAAAUGAACUGUAUCAAAUCAAUUCAAAUUGUUUUCACUGUCAUUAUGGACAAUCCUAGUUUGUGCCAACAGCAACCAUUAUCUCAUAUUUUGCAUAUAUUAUGAACUCUGGCACCCUGCCAUCCCAGCCAACAAUUACAAAUUUCGUGUGUCAGUCCACCCUGGAUCCUGUCUAUCCACUCUGAGAUCAUUCAUCGGUCUUCGGCGCUCUUCUCCUUGGUCGACGGAGCUUGUCUCAUCGGUCGUCGGAGUCCUGCUUCAUCGGUCUUUGGUGCCCUCCUCAUUGGUCGCCUUUUCUCUCACUGAUUGCAUCCAAGGUGCCCUGCCGCCUGUCCAGGUCCGAGUCACUGGUGUGUGUCUCACGUGCCCUCCCGGGAACAAGUUAGAUGGCCUGACUUGCAACAUUUGCUUAUCAGAUGAGUUUGUCACUUUCAAUAUUUUUAGACUUAUUCUUUGGCCCUUUUUACACAGAGGUUUUUCUAACAUUCAUAUUUUCAUUCUUUGAAAAUUGCUACUUAUUUGUUAAAUUGAAACUUCUACUUACCCUUUUUUAUGAGUCUCUUUCUCCUUUUACCACAACAUUGGAAAGCCUGUUGUGCAACAAUUUUGCCACUUAGUAUUUGAAGUCACAUUUAGUAACUCUGUAUAUGAAUAAUUUUAGGAAUUCACAACGUUUUAACACUAAUUACUAAUCAUUUCUAAUCAGACAGUAGCCUACAGCUGUCUCUUGCUCUGUUCUGCACAUUAGCCAAGCUGCUUCUGGUGCCCUCUCAUGCCAUACUAAGUAUUGUUAUGAUCUGUUGAGAUUUAAUUUGAAUUUAAUUUAAUAUUUCUACCCUUUUUGUCACUCAUUUUCUCAGGAACAAUAAUCUUAAGAAUCAGUGAAAGAGAAUUCACAGACGAUUGCUUAUCUAUUGAAUAUAUUGAGUUUCUAAAUAUGUUAUUUCAGGACUAUCAAAUUGCUCGAAUCAGCUAUUGAAAAUAAACCAAAAUUAUCAAGUUUUCAUCUAUUUAUAUUCAAAUUACAUAUUAAUUUACAUUAAAGACUAUAUCUAUAAUCAUUAUAUUGUAUUCUUACAUUCCUAUAUUCAAAUAUUCACAAAUGUUUUGUAAUAUCCAUUGACUUAUUGACACAUUUGAAUUUCUGCAAUUAUUGUUGUACUAGCCUUUUAUAUCUCCAUCAUCAGUAAAACUCUUUGUUCGUUUUUGAAGAAUUCUGAGCGUAUGACAAAAGGGCAAAAUAAAUUCAGUCAUUGUCUCUGUA
Molecule: messenger RNA, 7105 nt
Organism: Nilaparvata lugens (brown planthopper)
Lineage: Eukaryota; Metazoa; Arthropoda; Insecta; Hemiptera; Delphacidae
Product: zinc finger protein 436
Exons: 4
Coding region: 293-2098 (601 amino acids)
Biological process (GO): regulation of transcription by RNA polymerase II
Cellular component (GO): nucleus
Molecular function (GO): RNA polymerase II transcription regulatory region sequence-specific DNA binding; DNA-binding transcription factor activity, RNA polymerase II-specific
Source: RefSeq, a predicted model, not a curated record